AUGAUCCGAGACGACAUGCACGUCACGGCAAACUCCCACAUCGGCGUCAUGGUCAUACCUGCUGCCUUGGCUCUCGCUCAACGUGAGGCAUGGACGGGGGAUCAAUUACUAAGAAGCAUCGUAGCGGGCUACGACAUGGCAGCCGCGCUGGGCACGGCAGUCCGUCACGGCGGGCUUCACAAUGCGCAUUUCCGCCCGUCUGGAAUCAUCGGCGCUUUUGGGAGCGCCGCUGCUGGAAUUGUUGGCGGUGGCGGUGGCGGUGGCAGCGAGAUCAAUCACGCCACGGCAGUGAGUGCUCUGAGUUUUGGUGUGAACAUGGCUGCGGGGUUGAAUGAGUGGGCGUGGGCUGGGGGAACAGAGAUAUAUACGCACAUGGGCAGUGCCAGUCGAAACGGGAUUAUUAGCUUGGGAUUGGCUAGAGCGGGGAUGCAGAGUAGUGACACAGUACUUGAGGGGAGGGAUGGUGCGUUCGAGGCGUAUAGAAAGGGAGAGGCGGGCGCAUCAGAUAAAUUCGCUGAGUGGGUAGCAGAGAAGAGUAUUGGGGGGGGGAUUUUGGAUGCAAGAUUCAAACCGGUCGCCGGGUGCAACUUUAUACAGACGCCUUUGUCAAUCGCAUUGAAAUUGAGCAAGGAGAUAACCGGCUCGAUUGGGCAGAUUGAGCGGAUUUGCGUCAAUACGACAUCUGCUGCUAAGGCUUACCCCGGCUGUGACAGCUUCGGGCCGUUUGACAAGGUCGGGCAGGCAAAGAUGAGCAUCCAGUAUGGUGUCGCUGCUGGAUUGCUGUUUGGUCGCAUUGACGACUCCACGUAUCAGCAGUACGACAAUUUGGAGCUGCAAGCGCUCAUCCAGAAAUGCACGGUCGUGGUGGAGAGCUCGUUCGAUCAGGAAUUUUCCCAGGGAAGGCAGCCAAGCAGGGUCGAGAUCACGAUGAGAGAUGGAGAAACAAUCCAGAGUGCGCUUGAUGACGUUCCUUGGCUUGACGGUGAGGCUGUACAGCUGCGCUUUCGGCAAGAAGCUGCGGUGAUAUACCCGGCAGAAGUGGUUGGCCAAAUUGUUAAGGGUUGCUGGGGAUUGCAAGAUGCGAAGAAUUGUUCGACGCUGUUUGACUUGCUCUCGUCUGGGGUUUACCCUGAUUUGUCAACAGGUUAA
Messenger RNA from Exophiala aquamarina CBS 119918, 1149 nucleotides. RefSeq lists its product as uncharacterized. Lineage: Eukaryota; Fungi; Ascomycota; Eurotiomycetes; Chaetothyriales; Herpotrichiellaceae. The record is from RefSeq and is a predicted model, not a curated record. The coding region runs from base 1 to 1149 and encodes 382 amino acids. The transcript has a single exon. Gene Ontology annotation, molecular function: lyase activity.